AUGAAACUUUGGAAAAAAAUUGACAUCUUUUCUGAGUAAUUUUUCUUUAAUAUAGAAGACAAAGACAGGAAAAAGAAAGCUACAUUACUUGGUUUAGGGCUUUCUACACUUGUGUUCAUAGUAACUCUAGGAUACUUUCUCUAUUUACUUAUUUUGUUUUUUACCAACUAAAUACAACCUAUCUUUAGAUAAUAAAGUUUUAUCUAAAAUGAUCUUAUAUAGCCUGAUUUAAAUAAUGAAUUAGUUGCAUUCAAAAUUGAAUCUGGUGAUUUUGUUUAUCAACCCAACAAAACUUACUUAAUUUACAUGGCUUAUUUUUUCUAGUAAGAAAAAAAUAGAACUUUUUUCCCUUUAAAUGUAAUAGAUUGUUAAAGCGAAGAGCUUUAAGGAUAUAAGUGCUUGGAUUUUUCUUAAAUAUCUAACUAUAAAUUUUCUUUAAACACAUUAUAAGAAUUAUAUUCAUAAAUAUAAAUCUUUACAUACGGUUGUUUAGAUGUGGAUAAGAUUAAAACUUUCGUUCCUGAUGAUUGUGCAAGUGAAGAUGAAAUCGAUGCUCUUGUAAAUGGUGUCAAUGUAGGAUUAAGGUAUAAACUUUAUACUGCUUAAUAUAAUACAACAUCUUAGUAAAUGCAAUCAGAUUACAGAAAUAUUUUAGUUUACACAUUUGCGAGCUAAGCUAUAAUAACUUUUGUGAAUAUGUAAACAUAAACAACAAAUGUAAAAUAAGGAUUAAUUUGCAUGAAUAGAAAAGCAGCUCUUAUUGAUGGAUAAGGUCCUAUUAACUCUUUAUAUUUGUAAAUAGAUGAAAUAGUUAAUUUAAUACAAAUUUAAUACUCAACAUUACCUUAAAUUCUAGCUAUUGUUAAUGGAGUUUUUUCACUUUCAAUGUUAAUAGGGUAUGUAGGUAGAAAGUUUUCUUAAAAGAAAAUAAAUGAUGAAUUUCUUUUGCUAUUUUUGAAGAAUAUUUUUUCUGGCUAAUAUUUCACAAUACUUCAAUCAAGCAAACUUCUCUAAUCCGAAUAGAAAGAAAUUAAUUUUGUGACAACAUAUUUAGAAAAUAGUAGCAACUUAUUUGAAAAUAAAUAAAUAUUAUAUGAUACAAAAGAAAGUGAUUUAAUAAAUGAAAAUAAUAAUAAUAAUAAUUCUAAUAACAAAAAUAAAUAGGAGAAUACUAAUCAGUAGUAAUUUGAAGAAUAAACAAAUGAUUAGGAAAUUUCUUUACCUAACUUUAGAGUGAAAUUAAAAAGAUCUUUAGAAUAUUCUUAAAUAAAUGCUUAAGAGCUAAAUCAUUAGGAUUGA
Tetrahymena thermophila SB210 is the source of this 1299-nucleotide messenger RNA. Its product is annotated as transmembrane protein, putative. The record is from RefSeq and is a predicted model, not a curated record. The transcript has 2 exons. NCBI's taxonomy places the organism in Eukaryota, Ciliophora, Oligohymenophorea, Hymenostomatida, Tetrahymenidae.